Selaginella moellendorffii is the source of this 980-nucleotide messenger RNA. Its product is annotated as pentatricopeptide repeat-containing protein At3g22670, mitochondrial. Gene Ontology annotation, molecular function: protein binding; RNA binding. NCBI's taxonomy places the organism in Eukaryota, Viridiplantae, Streptophyta, Lycopodiopsida, Selaginellales, Selaginellaceae. The record is from RefSeq and is a predicted model, not a curated record. Bases 25 to 786 code for a protein of 253 amino acids. Gene Ontology annotation, biological process: chloroplast organization; Group II intron splicing. The transcript has 2 exons.
CUCCUCUCCUUGUUUGCCCAGGCGAUGCGCAUUCUCUGGCAAGCGCGGGCGCUAAGCAGCGGCGCUAGGGCUGCGCUUCACGAUCUGCCGCAGCUGGAGCGGUCUUUCGAUUCCAUCAAGCGCAGGCUGCUGAUGCCGCAGGAGGUGGAGACGCGCCGGAUCCCGUCCAUGAGCUUGGAGACGGUCAGUGUGGCGACCAUGAUGAAGAAGGCCAAAGGCGAUCCUGACCGGCUCAAAUCCGUGCUGCGGACCUCCGUUUCUAGGCUGCUGACGAAGGAGCUCAUGUCGCUCUUCUGGGUCUUCGUCAGGGCCAAGGAGAUGGAUCUUGCGGAAUUGGUAAGAGAGCUGGGAUUCCUUAUCAAAAUGUCGUGUUUGUCCAUUGGAACUUGGCAGAUUUUUGGCUUGGUCCGGAAGGAAAGCUGGUACAAGCCACAGGCAUCGCUCUACUUGCAUCUCAUCACUGCCUACAGCGAGAGAUUGGAUUCCAAGGCGAUGGAGAGGAUUUUCCAGCUGCUGGAUGAAUCGGAGGAGGAGGGGCUCAUUCCAAAUGUUUUCUCGUUCCAGACUCCCAUCCAAGCGUGCGUGAGCAGCAACGACUUCGAUGCGUGCAUGAGGCUCUACAACCGGAUGCAUGCCUCGACGUGCCGGAAGGACGUCCGCUUCUACAUGUACCUCACCAGGAAGUUCGAGGAGGCUGGGCUGCUAGACGAGGCGCAGAAGGUUUACGAGCACUAUCUGGAGCUACGAAACACACAGGGAUUGCGGACUUUGCUGGAAGAAGAGUGAGGAAAAUCCAUCGAGGUUGGCCAAGCGCUUCUCUCUCACGCGCAAGCUCUUCCAGGAUGGACUUCCACUUAGAAACAACUUUGUUUAUCAACACACAAACCUUACAGGCUUUGCUUACGCUGGCUUUGGAAAGCAGAACGCCAGCAAGCUCUGUACGUCUUCAGCAAUAGGCAUGAAAGGCAUGUUGACGACGA